CAUAAUUCACAGAGACAAACAAAAAGCCUGGUUGCCUCUUAAUAUCAAGUGAUAAAUAACUGCAAUAAUUAUCUUGAGACAUUUUUGAGACAUAGUUGUUAUACUCCUGCGCAUUUCAAAUUCACUGUUUCACAUACUCAGCGUAAAUGUACUGAGCUGUUGUAAGGAUGUGUUCUCAUAGAGACCCACGAGGAGCAUGUCACUGAUCCUGUUUGCCUUUGUGGUCCGGUUCAGGGAUGGACUCCCUCUCUCCGCCUCCACUGAUUUCCUGCAUAACAAGGAACUUCAGGAGAGAAAGCAACAGCUAAAAGUGAUCUCAAAAUCCCUGAGUUCAUUACCAGAGAGAGGGACAGUCAAGGGCCAUGAGCUCAACAUUCACUUCCUCUCAUCCGAGGGUGUGUCCUACAUGACCGUAUGUGCAUGCAGUCUCCCUGCUGCCUCGGCCUUCUGCUUCUUGGAAGACUUGCGCUGGGAAUUCACAGCAUGCUUUGACAACUCUGCAGUGGCCCUGGCAAGCAGGCCAUACCCAUUUCUGGAGUUUGGUAGGAUAACAGAUAGAAAUAGUGCCAUUCAAAAACUUCAGCAGCAUUAUAACCAGAAAGGGGGUCCAUCUCUGGAGGUCACCCUGGCUGAGGUUUGGGAAGACCUCAGGACCAGCCCCCCUCAGGUUCUCACCAUGGAGGACGUGGCGCUCACCAAUGGAGCAGCCAAUGGGCAUGUAGAACAAACAGCAGCAUCAGGUCAAAGUCAGAGAUUGGAACCAGUCUCAGCACCAGGGAUCCUCUCACUGAUUCUUAACAUCAUGUGUGCUGCCCUCAACCUUAUACGUGGUGUCCAUCUUAUUGAAUACACCUUCCAGGAUGAUUAUGAUGGUUUGUGGAAUGUGGUGGCGUUUCUUUUGGCAUUUCUCUGCUGUGUUUGCCAGUCUCAUCUGUACUUGUUCCAUACCUGCCAGAAGAAGCUGAAAUCCUUUACUCUCCUGACUAUCAUCAUCUUAUGCAAUGCUUUUCUCUUUGGUCUGAGGAACAUCUGGCAGCUGGCCUUCCACAUGUCCAUGGCCUGCCUCUCCACGCUGCUCACCCUCCACCGCAAACUGCUGGACAGAAACAUGGACUGUGGAGUAUGAGGACUUCAGCUGGCUGUGGACAACAGUAGGGCGAGAGACCAAAAAAUGGACGAGGCUUGGACGUGAUGGCUCACGAAAACUGACAUUGGUUUUUGCUUUAGCUUUUGCUUUGAUCUAAUGUUAUGAUCAAGUGAUUAUUUUAUCUCACAUGGAUAGUGAGUGCAAUGGUUUUUCUACAGG
Sinocyclocheilus anshuiensis is the source of this 1306-nucleotide messenger RNA. Its product is annotated as vesicle-trafficking protein SEC22c-like. The transcript has 7 exons. Lineage: Eukaryota; Metazoa; Chordata; Actinopteri; Cypriniformes; Cyprinidae. The coding region runs from base 197 to 1126 and encodes 309 amino acids. The record is from RefSeq and is a predicted model, not a curated record. Gene Ontology annotation, biological process: endoplasmic reticulum to Golgi vesicle-mediated transport.